CUAUUGCUGCAUUCUCUGCGGUCUAUCCAGGGCAGGGAGCCAGCCUCCGCUCACUUCGAGUUUCUUUGUUACUCGCACCGAUAUAAGUAUGAAUAAACCCCAACGUUGGCUCGGCGUUUGUGUUAAUCUGUCGAGCCAGCAUUGAUCAUGUCGGUUCGGAUCGUGGCUCUGGGCAAUGAGAAAGCGGGCUUUGAGGACAGCCUGCAGCAGGCGGAUCUGAUCACCACCUAUUUCGGCAGACAUGCCAUUAUCCGGCACGUUGAAGAGAGGCGCUUGCUCAGCUUUGCCACCCACAUCACAUUUCCUGCCUUUGUCGAGUACCAGGCUUAUGUCUUCGGCAGAGUCCGAGUGCUGAUUCACGACUGUCCCAACUGGGAAUUAUUCGACAAUGACUGGUAUAGAUCACGGAAUGUGGUUGGGCUAGCAGACAUCAUUGUCCUAAAAUACUCCGUCAAUGACAAAACCUCAUUUCAAGAAGUGAAAGAUAAUUAUGUUCCCAUUAUUAAGCGGUUACUUAACCAAUGGACAGUUCCAGUCAUAGUUGCUGCAGUUGGUACAAGACAAAAUGAAGGGCCGCCUUGCUCAUGCCCACUGUGUACAUCAGAUAAAGGGAGCUGUGUUCCUUUCUAUGAGGGAAUUGAACUGUCUAAAGAAAUUGGAGCAGCCUACUUGGAACUUCACAGUCUCAAUGACUUUUAUGUGGGGAAAUACUUUGGAGGAGUGUUGGAAUACUUUAUCAUACAGUGUUUAAAGCAGAAGUCUUCUCAAAAGAAAAAGAAAAGGAGCAGCAGACCCCACAUGAUACCACCGCCUAGACUGGGAGAACCAGUCAAGCUACCUUGUUUAAAGAUUGAGGAAUCCCGGUACCAUCGCGACUUGUUGAACCUAUACUACAGCUCUUUAUGCACAGAUGUGGUGUUCUUUUCCAAGGAUGGACAAGAGAUGGCAAGAGCUCACAGGGUUGUGCUGUGCAAUGCGAGCCAUGUCUUCAUGUUUCUGUUUGGCUUGGAGAUUGCCAGUCACUCUGGUGAAUUACCUGGGAAGGUUGCACAUAAUUUGUUUGCAAUAGACCAAGGGGACACUACAUUGAACUCCAGCCAAGCUUCACUUUAUAACAGCCAGCCAGUAAGGGUCAUCAUUUUAGACUCACUGCUCUGUGCCUGCUACUCAGAGGUGUUGAAGUUCAUUUACACAGGCACUAACUGCUGGGAGGAACUAAAAUCAGUUCUCUGGAAGAAGCUUAAAAACCUAGAACAAGUGAAACAUGUGAUGGAAACAGUCAAACUGCUGUUCAAAUGCAACGCUAAGACAUUUUGUUCCAGCGAUGUCAGCAAUCAAACAGCAAAAAGCAAAGGGCAGUCUCAAAGUUGUUGCUGUUCUUUAAGUCUUUUCUUUCAAAAUCCUGACUUGGCUGAUGUCACCUUUAAAGUGCAAGGUGCAUCUAUCUAUGCUCAUAGAGCAGUAUUGGUAGCUCGCUGUGAGGUACUGGCAGCAAUGUUUAGUGGAUACUAUGCUGAAACAACAGCAUGUCAGAUUCCUAUUCAAGGUGUUUCCAAAGAAACCUUUCUCUCUUUCUUGGAGUAUCUGUACACUGAUGCCUGCUGCACAGCCAGCAUUCUCCAAGCCAUGGCUCUGUUAAUAUGUGCUGAAAUGUAUCAAAUACACAGACUGCAGCAGAUAUGUGAAUCAUACAUUGUCACACAGUUACAGAGCAUGCCCAGUAGACAACUUGUAUCGACCAACCUUAACAUUGUAAACUUAUAUAACAAAGCCAAGUUCCACAAUGCGACAAGACUGUCUACUUGGUUACUGCAUUUCAUUGCCAGCAACUACCUCAUCUUCAGCCAAAAGCUAGAGUUUCAAGACCUUUCUGAGGACGAGCAAACAUUUGUAGAAAAUCAUAGGUGGCCUUCAAGUUCGUACUUGCAGGAGCUGACUGAGUACAGGCACCACAUUCACUCUGGGAGAUCUCGUUGUAUCCUCAUGUAACAAAACGUCAGCCAGACCUUGGAUACCUAUCAAAGACUAAAAGAAGGAUAUUUAGAAAACUUUGUGCUACAUUAGGAAAACAGCAGACAGAAGCACACUUCAUCUCAAGAAGAAUGAAGACAAGAAAAUUUGAAGAAAUUCCCAAACUUGUGUCCAUUACAAUGCUCUGAUGACAUGCACUUUUCAUGACCAGCCGACCAACAUUUUGGAUUUCUUUUCUAAAAUUAAGACAUACAGCUCCUCAGUCCUCCUCUGAUAGUGAAUCUAUGGAUUGUGCAUAAAAUGUUAAGAAUGGUAUUGAUUAUAUACCUUCUUAUCAUCUUCCUGGUGGCAGUUAGUAUUUGUUAAGCAAGUCUUAGGCAAAGUGAUGCACGUCAUAAGCUUAAGUUUUCCUUUCUGCACGUUAUAUCCAAAUGAAAUAAAAUGGUUGACAGAAUAGGUAAUUCAACCACAGACACCAAUGCACUCUCCUUAGAGUGCUGAACUGUACAGCUGCCCUAGAAUUGGGCAACACAACUGAUGGCCAGGAGCACAACUCCAGCCAGCUAGCACAUGUUGAAAUUCAAUAUUAGUGAGUUGAUUUAAUGACAUGGUUAGAAUCGUAGUUAGAAAAACAUAACAUUCUAGGAUUGCAGUAAUGAAUACCUACAAUAUUUUAAAGAAUUUUCCAGCUG
Messenger RNA from Hemiscyllium ocellatum (epaulette shark), 2663 nucleotides. RefSeq names its product Rho related BTB domain containing 3 (gene rhobtb3). The transcript has 12 exons. Gene Ontology annotation, molecular function: ubiquitin protein ligase binding. NCBI's taxonomy places the organism in Eukaryota, Metazoa, Chordata, Chondrichthyes, Orectolobiformes, Hemiscylliidae. Gene Ontology annotation, cellular component: cytoplasm. The record is from RefSeq and is a predicted model, not a curated record. Gene Ontology annotation, biological process: regulation of proteolysis; proteasome-mediated ubiquitin-dependent protein catabolic process. Bases 148 to 1989 code for a protein of 613 amino acids.